This is a messenger RNA of Diaporthe amygdali, 1989 nucleotides long. RefSeq lists its product as uncharacterized. Lineage: Eukaryota; Fungi; Ascomycota; Sordariomycetes; Diaporthales; Diaporthaceae. The transcript has a single exon. Bases 1 to 1989 code for a protein of 662 amino acids. The record is from RefSeq and is a predicted model, not a curated record.
AUGGAAUCGGGAAAUUCAAGUCGCAUCAUUCCCUCGUACGAGUUGCUUCUCAAUGAGCGCCACAUCAACGAUGUCGUGGAUGAUAACCAUCUACAUGAUGAUGCGAGGAGAGGAUCCAAGUACGCAUGUGGCUAUACUAGCCUGAAGCUCGCUCCAAAUCUGUCUGACUACUUCACAAACCAUGCCGAAUGGCACAUCAAAGAGGGAGUGCCGAUCUGGGUCGAUGCCAUUUGCAUCAAUCAGCAAGAUCCAGCUGAGGUUGCAAACCAAAUCCUCCUGCAGGCCGAAAUUUACACAAUGGCGAAACAAACCAAUGUUUGGCUUGGGCGGUACUCGAGGGAUCUGUCGAUGUUUGAGUGGUGGCAAGAUACCGUAUAUCGAGCCCUGGUACAGAAUCACCAUCGCCAUCGCCAGUCUCCACAUCUAUUUGACCUUAUGUUCAAGACUGGAGAUCAUCUUGAUGAAGAAUUCUGGCUCCAGAAUUUUGGUCUUGCUCCUCCGGAUGGUACGACCUGGUACGAGUGUUGGAGGUCCUACUUGUAUUUCUUCCUUGGCAGACGGUGGUUCUCGCGACUUUGGACGAUUCAGGAAGUUAUGCUUGCGCAAACAGUUUAUAUGUUCUGUGGCCGAAGACGCUUCAAUUUCAAUGACGUUUUGCAACUCGACCGGUGGUUACUGUCCUCAUUCUUCCGCGCAAAACCCAGGUACGAACCGAAUGAGGUCCAUCACGAGCAGAUUUGGCCGAGGUGGAACCCAGGUUUCAAGUUCGAAAUCAUUCGAACGCGCCUCAACUAUGUCCAACCAAGUGUCUUUCCUCCUGAUACCGUGGCUGGAGUAUCAUCCACGAAAAUCUCCUACCUGUUGGGAAUUUUACAAUCCGUACGCGGCCAAGAGACAUCAUUUAAUCGGGACAAAGUCUUAGGACUGGUUGGGAUCGCAGCACAUUUCGUUCCCAGAAGCGAGCUUCCGCUGCUCGUGUAUGACCCUAGCGGUAGUGACCGAGACGUGUUUGUCUCUUUCGCCCGUUAUUACAUACAAAGGGAUUGUUUAGACAUUCUCUCCUACGCAGGACAUCGCCCUGCACAACCUUCAUGGCCGUCUUGGGUCCCCCACUGGGAUGACGUAUCUCAAAGCGGAUCGUACGAGCUGUCCUAUUGCUACGCCGGCGAGAAGUCUCCUGCAGCUCCCGACGCGAGGAAUACUCAUGCCACAUACUCUGAUGGACACUGGCAGAAAAGGCUUACCACUUGUGUUCCCCGGGUGUUCGACGAGACCCUGGUGCUUUACGGCGUGCCCAUAGGCGUUGUCGCAGAGACAUACCCCAAGGAUGAAUGGACUCAGCACAUUGGAUUUGUCAUGGGUCUCUUGGGGCCUACAUACUCUCUUACUGGGGAGCCAAACCACGACGCUAUACGUCGAACGAUAUUCCGGGCCGCAAAUGAUGAUCCGCCAAUGGCCGAGCGGAGUGGCGCUGAGGGUGUAUACCAUCAAUUCCUGCUCUAUCUCCGUGUGCGCUUGGUCCGUAAUGGUCUCGCCAACCCGAAAUUCGUGAAAGAUUUGCAAGAACUGUUGUUGUCUCAGCCAUCUAUGCAUCCACAAUUGUCCUCAAUAGUUCGUGCCGCCUUGGCAGAAAUCAACAGACGUGGAGGUCAAGUGACUUGUCACUCACCGACCGAAUUGAAAGUUGGAAAUUCGGCACAAGAGACCGGCAUUGUACAACAGUCCUUUUCCAAUGAAAUUGAAGUGAUGCAAAAGGUCUUCAACAUAUUCGUCACUACUAAUGGAGUUCUUGGGAACGGAAGCAAGUCGAUCAAGCCCGGGCAUGAGAUAUGGGUCGUCGAGAACGGACCCGUGCCUGUCAUUCUCGAAAAAGGGAUGGAAGCGGGUAAGUUUAGGCUUAUCGGCACAGCAUAUGUACAUGGGGUCAUGCAUGGCGAGGCUAUCAGAGGGAAAAGGGCAGAGGAAAUGACAGAGCUCCGGAUCGUGUGA